AUGCCACCCACCAGAAAAGAAGAAGAUAAACUUUUAAAACUUGAAUUAUCCAUAAAGCGAAAAUUCUGUUGUUACACUAUUAAUUCCUAUCGCUAUGAUAAGUCGUUGUUAACAUAUGAGUCUUGUAAAUGCCUUGACAAUACGAUUACAACAAGUAGCCAGAUAUUUGGAAUUGCACCAUUUACUGAACCACAAAAAUUUAAAAACAUAAAUUACAAGCAAGAUAAGAAGUCAGAUAUAUAUGGCCUUGGAGUAAUAUUUUGGGAGAUCUCAAGUUGCUGUCCGCCAUUCUGUAAUUUAGAUCCGAAUGCAUUAAUUCUAGAGAUAUGUAAAGGUCUACGGGAAAAAGCAGUAGACGGAACUCCAAAGGACUAUGUUCAACUUUAUUCUGAUUGUUGGCAUGAGAAUCCUACUUACCGCCCCGAAAUAUGUGAUAUCCUUUUUUGUUUGACAAAAAUAAGCAGCACUCUAGGUGGAAACAGUCUUAAUCCUUUUUUUAAUUCUAAAAGAUCAUUCCAUAAUAUCAUCGAGUCUGAGAAUAAAGUUGAUGAUUUAACGAUAAUAAGUAAUUCUAAAUACUCAACGGUUCAUGAUGAAACUAAAGAAGCUUGUCUUGAAAAGCUUGGCAAAAAUGGAAUGAUAAAUAACUUUUGUUGGGAUGAAUUCGAAAUUUUAUCUACCGGAGUCCUUACAAAAGCUCGAUGGAAGACGAGAUAUAUUGAAAUUGCUCUAAAGUCAGUUGUUGAUUCGGAGCAGUUUUGUGAUUACCAAGAGGUAGGACAGUUCCAUUAA
Cetraspora pellucida is the source of this 792-nucleotide messenger RNA. The record is from the annotation of a GenBank genome assembly. Lineage: Eukaryota; Fungi; Glomeromycota; Glomeromycetes; Diversisporales; Gigasporaceae.